UCAGUGAGCGAUGACCAGUUCUGUGAUUUUUCACGCUGUUCGAUAAAGUUUCACACAACCCUGGCAGAUCCCCCCAGGGGACAACCUUUGGGGCGGGGGGGGGGGGUUGAUUUCAGGAAAGGUUAAAGAGAAACCGCGGAAAUUGUUCCACUCUCCGUGCCGUCCCUCUCCCUCCGGUUGGAUUUGUCUUAUUUUCUGUUUAGUCGCUAAGUCCCCCCCAUGCAUUCUGUCCUUGCGGACGGCAGAUCGCCCCCCCCCCCCCCCGGGGCUGAGGGCGCCUCCACCUCAAGCCGCAAUCCCUCACGUUACUCCCUCCGCCGCCAGCAGCACGGUUUAUCCCUCCGCCGUCUCUUCGAGCUCCGUCCCCUUACAGCCAACCUCGGGUGAUCCGUGGCGGGGUGCAGCGGGCCGCUGGCUACAAGGUGACUGCAGAACCUCGCCCAGGGACUCGCUCUCCGUGCCCAGCUCUGGCCAAGUGUGGGAUGCGGGCUGGUGGAGCGGAUUAUUUUGUUGGAUGGAGUGAGGUGACGCUAGCGUUGUCCCCGCCUCCCCCUAGCCCAGCCCAGCCCGGCUCGGCCCUCCACUCUCAUCCCCUCCCCUCCAGCCUGUGUCAGCGCCCAGUCAAUCAGUGCCUCAGCUUUUGCUUCACGGUGCGGGUUCUUCCACCCCGAGCUCUCGCUCCCGCAGCUUCACAUUACUCGCUUCUCCUCUCUGGGCAAAGAAACCAUCCAAGUGACAACAGAUCAGUUUCUGCUUGAACCUACAGACAACAAUUCCUGCAAAAUAGUGUCUUAACUUGCUAUCAGAGAACUUCUUGUGAAAGGCAGCUCAUGUAGAGAGGCAGCUAGGACAGCAGGAUGACGGCAAUAGCAACAGACUACGACAACAUUGACAUUCAGCAGCAGUACAGUGAUGUCAACAAUCGCUGGGAUGUAGAAGAAUGGGAUAAUGAAAACAGCUCUGCUCGGCUGUUUGAAAGAUCCCGUAUUAAGGCCUUAGCAGACGAACGUGAAGCUGUUCAAAAGAAGACUUUCACAAAAUGGGUGAAUUCACACCUGGCACGAGUGUCCUGCAGAAUCACAGAUUUGUACACAGACCUGCGUGAUGGCCGAAUGCUGAUCAAACUGCUUGAGGUCUUGUCGGGAGAAAGACUUCCUAAACCAACAAAAGGACGAAUGAGAAUCCAUUGUCUUGAAAAUGUUGACAAAGCCCUUCAAUUCCUUAAAGAGCAAAGAGUACAUUUGGAAAACAUGGGAUCUCAUGAUAUUGUGGAUGGAAACCACCGACUAACUCUUGGUCUGAUCUGGACCAUCAUUCUCCGAUUCCAGAUCCAAGAUAUCAGUGUUGAAUCAGAAGAUAAUAAGGAAAAGAAAUCUGCAAAAGAUGCCUUGCUGUUGUGGUGCCAGAUGAAAACUGCUGGCUACCCCAAUGUCAACAUUCACAACUUCACCACCAGCUGGAGGGAUGGCAUGGCUUUCAAUGCUGUUAUCCACAAGCACAGGCCGGAUCUGAUUGAUUUCGACAAACUUAAGAAGUCUAAUGCUCACUACAAUCUCCAGAAUGCUUUCAACCUCGCAGAGCAACACCUUGGGCUUACCAAGCUGCUGGACCCUGAAGAUGUCAGCGUUGACCAUCCUGAUGAGAAGUCGAUCAUUACUUACGUGGUGACGUACUACCAUUACUUCUCAAAGAUGAAGGCCCUGGCUGUGGAAGGAAAACGUAUUGGGAAGGUUCUUGACUAUGCAAUCGAGACUGAGAAAAUGAUUGAAAAAUAUGAGUCCUUGGCUUCUGACCUGCUGGAGUGGAUUGAACAGACUAUCAUCAUCCUGAACAAUCGUAAAUUUGCCAAUUCACUGGUUGGCGUUCAGCAGCAGCUUCAAGCAUUUAAUACAUAUCGCACUGUUGAAAAACCUUCAAAGUUUACAGAAAAGGGAAACCUGGAAGUUUUGCUUUUUACCAUUCAAAGCAAAAUGAGAGCAAACAAUCAGAAAGUCUACAUGCCACGAGAAGGCAAGCUCAUCUCAGAUAUCAACAAGGCCUGGGAAAGACUGGAAAAAGCUGAACAUGAGCGAGAACUGGCAUUAAGGACUGAGCUGAUCAGACAAGAAAAGCUGGAACAACUGGCACGCCGAUUCGAUCGUAAAGCUGCUAUGAGGGAGACUUGGCUAAGUGAAAAUCAGCGCCUUGUUUCCCAGGACAAUUUUGGUUUUGAUCUCCCAGCUGUGGAGGCUGCUACUAAGAAGCAUGAAGCUAUUGAGACAGAUAUUGCUGCAUAUGAAGAGCGAGUGCAGGCAGUGGUGGCCGUGGCCAAGGAACUUGAAGCAGAGAACUACCAUGAUAUCAAACGGAUCACAGCAAGGAAAGAAAAUGUCUACAGACUAUGGGAAUACCUACUGGAAUUACUGCGAGCCCGUCGUCAUCGCUUAGAAAUGAAUCUCAACUUACAAAAAAUUUUCCAGGAAAUGCUGUAUAUUAUGGACUGGAUGGACGAAAUGAAGGUGCUGUUGCUGUCUCAAGAUUAUGGGAAACAUCUACUUGGUGUGGAAGAUCUCCUGCAGAAACAUGCACUAGUUGAAGCUGACAUUGCUAUUCAGGCUGACAGAGUAAAAGGUGUCAAUUCUUCUGCUCAGAAAUUUGCAUCUGAAGGAGAAGGUUACAAGCCAUGUGACCCACAGGUCAUUCGUGAUCGUGUAACUCACUUGGAGUUCUGUUACCAAGAGCUUUGUCAACUGGCUGCUGAACGAAGAGCUCGUUUGGAAGAGUCCCGACGCCUCUGGAAGUUCUUCUGGGAGAUGGCAGAGGAAGAAGGCUGGAUCCGUGAAAAAGAACAGAUACUCUCAGCAGCUGACUACGGCAAGGAUCUGACCAGUGUGAUCCGUCUUCUUAGUAAGCACAAGGCAUUUGAGGAUGAAAUGAGUGGACGUCGUGGACCUCUUCAACAAACAAUAAAAGAAGGUGAUGCAAUGAUAGCUGAGGAACACUUUGGAUCAGAGAAGAUUAAGGAACGAAUUAAGGACAUUCAGGAUCAGUGGGCCCACCUUGAGCAGCUGUCUGCAAUUCAGAAAAAGCGAUUGGAGGAAGCUGCAAAUGUUCACCAGUUUAAGGCUGAUGGUGAUGAUAUUGAUGUAUGGAUGUUGGAUAUUCUGCGAAUCGUUUCCAGUAAUGAUGUUGGCCAUGAUGAAUACUCCACUCAAGCCCUAGUAAAGAAACACAAAGAUGUUGGUGAGGAGGUUGCUAGCUACAGACAAAUCAUUGAUUCACUACAUGAACAGGGACGAAGUUUGCCUGAUGAGUACUAUAAGUCACCAGAAGUAGAAGGUAGAUUGGCUGAUAUUGAGGAACGUUACAAGGAGUUAGCUGAACUGGCACGUCUUCGUAAACAAGCCCUUCAGGAUGCACUAUCGCAGUACAAGAUGUUCAGUGAAGCAGAUGCUUGUGAACUGUGGAUUGAUGAGAAGGAGCAAUGGCUAAACAACAUGGAGAUUCCAGAAAAACUUGAAGACCUAGAAGUUAUCCAACACAGGUUUGAAAGUCUGGAGCCAGAGAUGAAUAACCAGGCUUCUCGUAUAGCAGUGGUGAACCAGAUAGCUCGUCAAUUGAUCCACAGUGGUCAUCCUAGUGAAAAGGAGAUCAAAGCACAGCAAGAUAAGCUAAAUACCAGGUGGAGUCAAUUCCGUCAACUAGUGGACCAAAAGAAAGAUGCACUCAAUUCUGCACUCAGCAUUCAGAACUACCACUUGGAAUGCAAUGAAACGAAAUCCUGGAUUAGGGAAAAGACCAAAGUCAUUGAGUCCACGCAAGAUCUGGGCAAUGAUCUUGCUGGUGUCAUGGCCCUCCAAAGGAAAUUAACUGGAAUGGAACGUGAUUUAACAGCAAUUGAAGCUAAACUAGAGGACCUGCAGAAAGAAGCUGAAAGACUAGCUGCUGAACAUCCUGACCAGGCACAAGCUAUUAUGAGCCGUCUUGCAGAAAUCAGUGAUGUCUGGGAAGAGAUGAAAUGUACUCUAAAGAAUCGAGAAGAAUCACUUGGUGAAGACAAGCUUCAGCAAUUCUGCGUGAAUUUGGAUGACUUCCAGUCCUGGCUAUCAAGAACCCAAACUGCUAUUGCUUCUGAAGACAUGCCUAACACCUUGGCAGAAGGAGAAAAGCUGCUCACUCAGCAUGAAAACAUCAAGAAUGAAAUAAAUAAUUAUGAGGAAGACUACCAGAAAAUGCGAGACAUGGGUGAAAUGGUAACACAGGGACAAACAGAUGCACAAUAUAUGUUCUUACGCCAGCGCCUGCAGGCUUUGGACACUGGAUGGAAUGAACUGCACAAGAUGUGGGAGAACAGACAAAAUCACCUGUCCCAAUCUCAUUCGUACCAAUUGUUCUUAAACACAAAGCAAGCAGAAGGAUUCCUAAACAACCAGGAAUAUGUGUUGGCACACACUGAAAUGCCCACAACAUUAGAAGCUGCAGAAGCUGCCAUUAAGAAACAGGAAGACUUCAUGACUACAAUGGAUGCUAAUGAAGAUAAGAUCAAUGGAGUGGUGGAGACGGGCAGGCGACUAGUCAGUGAUGGGAAUAUUUAUUCUGACAAAAUUCAAGAAAAAGUUGACUCUAUUGAUGAAAGACACAAGAAGAACCGUGAGGGUGCCAGUGAACUUCUAAUGCGUCUGAAGGACAAUAGAGAUCUACAGAAAUUUCUUCAAGACUGCCAGGAACUGUCCCUUUGGAUCAGUGAGAAAAUGCUUACUGCCCAGGACAUGUCCUAUGAUGAAGCCAGGAAUUUGCACAGCAAAUGGCAAAAGCAUCAAGCUUUUAUGGCAGAGCUUGCAUCAAAUAAAGAAUGGCUGGAUAAAAUUGAUAAAGAAGGAAUGCAGCUGAUUGCAGAAAAGCCAGAGACUGAAGUGGUUGUGAAAGAGAAGCUCACAGCUCUGCACCAUCUGUGGGAAGAAUUAGAAUCUACAACACAGGCCAAAGCUCAGCGUCUGUUUGAUGCCAAUAAAGCAGAACUUUUUACACAGAGCUGCGCUGAUUUAGACAAAUGGCUGCACAACCUGGAAGGGCAGCUCCAGUCUGAUGAUUAUGGCAAGGAUCUUACCAGUGUCUCUAUCCUGCUCAAAAACAACAGGUAUAUUACCAUUAUAUUGUUACUUUUUGCAAGGGAGCAUGGAUCAGAUGAGCUGAACUUUCAAUGUCUUUUUCUUCUUUGUAAGUCUACCAUUUCAAUCUCCACACAGAUGUUGGAAAAUCAAAUGGAAGUGCGAAAGAAAGAAGUGGACGAAUUGAAGUGCCAGGCUAAGAUUUUGAGCCAAGAAGGUAAAGAUACUGACGAGGUGGACAGCAAGCGCACCAUUGUUGAGAAAAGGUUUUUGCAGUUAUUGGAACCACUGCACGAAAGGAAAAAAUACUUGUUGGCAUCUAAAGAAAUUCAUCAAUUCAAUAGAGAUCUGGAAGAUGAGAUUUUGUGGGCUGAAGAACGUAUGCCUCUUGCAACAUCCACUGAUCACGGCCACAACCUCCAGACUGUGCAAAUGCUGAUUAAGAAAAACCAGACUCUUCAAAAAGAAAUUCAAGGCCAUAAACCUCGGAUUGAUGAUAUAUUUGAGAGAAGCCAAAGUAUGGUAACUGCUGACACCCCAAGUGCUGACGCUAUUCAGCAGAGAUUAUCAGAUUUACGGGAACUUUGGAAAUUAUUGUCAGAAGAAACGGAGAAGCGGCACAAACGCUUGGUGGAGUCACACAAAGCCCAGCAGUACUAUUUUGAUGCUGCAGAGGCUGAAGCUUGGAUGAGUGAACAGGAAUUGUACAUGAUGUCGGAAGAGAAAGCGAAGGAUGAGCAGAGUGCAGUGAUGAUGUUGAAAAAACAUCAGAUUUUGGAGCUGGCAGUGGAAGAUUAUGCUGAGACUGUUCAUCAACUCUCAAAGACAAGCAGAGCUCUGGUGGCAGAUGGGCACCCAGAGAGUGAACGGAUCAGCAUGCGCCAGUCUCAGGUGGACAAGCUUUAUGCUGGGUUGAAAGACUUGGCUGAGGAGAGAAGAGGGAAACUAGAUGAGAGGUACCGCCUUUUCCAACUGAACAGGGAGGUGGAUGACCUGGAGCAGUGGAUCGCUGAACGUGAGGUGGUUGCUGGAUCACAUGAGCUUGGACAGGACUAUGAGCAUGUUACGAUGCUACAAGAGAGAUUUCGUGAAUUUGCACGUGAUACUGGUAAUAUUGGUCAGGAGCGUGUCGACAGUGUGAACCAUAUGGCAGAUGAGCUGAUCAAUUCUGGACAUUCUGAUGCUGCCACAAUUGCUGAAUGGAAAGAUGGACUCAAUGAGGCUUGGGCAGAUCUCCUUGAGCUUAUUGACACCAGAACGCAAAUCCUGGCAGCUUCCUACGAACUGCACAAAUUUUACCAUGAUGCUAAGGAAAUCCUGGGGCGAAUUCAAGACAAGCACAAGAAGCUCCCAGAGGAACUUGGACGAGAUCAGAACACUGUGGAAGCAUUGCAGAGAAUGCAUACAACAUUUGAACAUGACAUUCAGGCUCUUGGUACCCAGGUAAGACAGCUGCAGGAGGACGCUGCCCGCCUCCAAGCUGCUUAUGCUGGUGACAAGGCUGAUGACAUUCAGAAACGUGAAACAGAAGUUUUGGAGGCAUGGAAAACACUUCUCGAUGCAUGUGAAGCUCGGAGGGCAAAGCUUUUUGACACUGGUGACAAGUUCCGCUUCUUUAGCAUGGUGCGUGAUCUAAUGCUUUGGAUGGAAGAUGUUAUUCGGCAAAUUGAAACCCAGGAAAAACCAAGAGAUGUUUCAUCAGUGGAAUUACUAAUGAACAACCACCAAGGCAUCAAGGCUGAAAUUGAUGCUCGAAAUGACAGUUUUACAACAUGCAUUGAGCUUGGCAAGUCUCUCCUGGCAAGAAAGCAUUAUGCAUCAGAAGAGAUUAAAGAAAAGUUGUUACAGCUAACAGAUAAGAGGAAAGAAAUGAUAGACAAGUGGGAGGACAGAUGGGAGUGGCUCAGAUUAGUUUUGGAAGUACAUCAGUUUGCCAGAGAUGCAGGUGUGGCAGAAGCCUGGCUUCUAGGCCAAGAGCCAUACUUGUCUAGUCGAGAAUUGGGUCAGAGUGUGGAUGAGGUGGAGAAACUGAUUAAGAGGCAUGAGGCAUUUGAGAAAUCAGCAGCUACGUGGGAUGAAAGAUUUUCAGCAUUGGAGAGACUGACGACACUGGAAUUGCUUGAAGUACGUAGAAAGCAGGAAGAAGAGGAGAGGAAGAGACAACCAUCACCACAACCAACCCCGCAGGCCUCUGAUGAGUCUGAAUCACCACAACAGUGGGAUGGGACUAGAGAAGGAGAACACAUCUCUCACAAUGGUUUACCAUCAGACCAGGAGUCUCCACGGAUAUCUGAUACAAUUGAAGCAAGUGAGAUGGUGAACGGUACCAAUGAACAGAGAACCAGUUCCAAAGAGCCGAGUCCGACAGCUUCACCAACUUCAGAUCGUAAAACCAAGACCUCGCCUUUGCAGUCUCAAUCUGCUACUUUACCUGUGAAGUCACAAGAAACUCCCUCAGCACAGAUGGAAGGCUUCUUGCAUCGCAAACAUGAAUGGGAAGCACACAAUAAGAAAGCAUCAAGCAGAUCUUGGCACCACGUGUAUUGCAUUAUAAACAACCAGGAGAUGGGUUUUUAUAAAGAUGCAAAGAAUGCCAGUUCAGGGAUCACAUAUCAUGGUGAGGUUCCAAUUAGCCUAAAGGAAGCACUAUGUGAGGUAGCUGUUGACUACAAGAAGAAGAAGCAUGUUUUUAAACUCAAGUUGAGCGAUGGCAAUGAAUAUCUCUUCCAAGCCAAAGAUGAUGAGGAGAUGAACAGCUGGAUUCAAGCUAUCACUUCUGCUGUGUUCACUGACAAGAGCGAGGCACCCCCAAGUACCCAGAGUACUCCGGCAGCUAGCCGUGCCCAGACCCUGCCAGCAAGUGUGGUGUUAACUGGUGAAUCCAGUCCUGGCAGACGGGAGAAAGACAAAGAGAAGGACAAAGAGAAGAGGUUCAGUCUGUUUGGCAAGAAGAAGUAGAGCAACUCAAUAGCCUGCAUUUCAUGUACUUCCAACAAAACUCCAGCAUGAGCAUUUAGAACCAGUACAUUAUACUCUGUGCCUAAUGUCCUCAAGCCAGUUACUUUGAAUUUACCAAGAGUAUCAGAUCAGAGUUGCUAAUCUUUAGAAUGUGGGGUACAUUGGGCAGUUUUCAUUUAAAAACAAAAGGACCAGUUGUUGAUGAUUUAUAUGUAGUUUAGGGUCCAAGCAUCUAAAUCUCUCCUCAAUUUUGUGAGGCUGUCUUGGAAGUAAAACAAUCUACGUCCAUGUGCUACUGGAAUGCAAGGCAGCAGUGCUUUUCAAAACUUUUCUUGUGCACAUGGAAUGUGUAUUUAAAAAGAUCCAAAAUACUUGUCCAAUUCCAUUUACUAAAGUUGCUAUGCUGAGUCUUGACUAGUAGAAACUUCCAUUCCCAUUUAUUUAAAACAAAUAUUGUAUCAUCUUUGCUAUAACAAAAGGCAAACAUGCAUUAAUUUGCAUUUUAAUUCAAAAAAAAUCAAGUUAGCCUGGCAGCAGAUAUUAACAAAAACUGCUGGGUCUUGUGCAGCAAGCGUGAUUAAAGAAUGUUGGUAUAUAAGAAUGAAUUAGUAUACUGAUUCACUUUUAAAUAAGCUGUAAUUUUAACAAUAUUUCUUUUUGUUGCUCAGUUGCAUUAUACUGUAUGUUUCAAAUAAUUCUAGUGCAAAUAUAAAACUUUAGAUGUAUAUUAAAACCUUUCCAGGCAUUGGUGUUAAGUGUUGAAGUGGGGAUUCAUUCUUUGGAAAAGUAAUGUUACUGAAAUGGUUAUUUGCUUGUUGGCUAAAGCACUGCGUGUUAUAAUUUUGCUACAUUACCUUACUAUUUGAUACAUAGUGUGUAUUUCUGUCCCUGUAACUAUUGUAAUGAAAAUUUCAUCUUACUGCACAAUCAGGAUACGUAAUAGGAAUGAUUCCUUGCAAAGACUGGGCCUGUAGUCAUGUAGUACAACAGGUUUUCAGUUGUAUGGGACUGCACCUGUAGACUCUUACCCUAUCCAUUAAAAAUGUGCGAUGUCAUUAAAUGCUUUUAAAACUUAUUGUGCCAUGGGUAUUCUUGUAUAAGUUUCAAUAAACCUUUUGUUUGAGCUAAA
This is a messenger RNA of Pristis pectinata (smalltooth sawfish), 9174 nucleotides long. Its product is annotated as spectrin beta chain, non-erythrocytic 1-like. Lineage: Eukaryota; Metazoa; Chordata; Chondrichthyes; Rhinopristiformes; Pristidae. Gene Ontology annotation, cellular component: plasma membrane; spectrin; cortical actin cytoskeleton. The record is from RefSeq and is a predicted model, not a curated record. Gene Ontology annotation, biological process: actin cytoskeleton organization; protein localization to plasma membrane. Gene Ontology annotation, molecular function: phospholipid binding; actin filament binding; structural constituent of cytoskeleton.